GGGUGCCAAGAAGCUGGGAUGAGGGAACGUGGGUGUAAAUAGGCAGUGAACACGCUCUCUCUCUUUCCCUCCCUCUCUUCUCUACCUCCCCCUCUCUAUCUAGCUCUCUCUCUCUCUAAACUCCCUUCUCUCUCUGUUUCUUCUCUUUUAUUAUAUCAAUGAACGACUUUCAGAGUAGGACUUAACAUAAGGAACCAAAAGCCUCCGUCGGGACCAAAGCGGCAUCACGUUUCUGAUAUGCGACUUGGCCGCACGCUACAUGUGUUUUCACAUCAAUGUAAAUAUUGGUUUUAGGACGAGAACCCAAUCAGCUCUGGCGCGGCUCAAAAUUUGACCAAGACUCGCACUUUGCCUUUUGAUUUGCCACUACCACCACCAUCGCCGUCUGCUGCUGUUGCAAGCAACCCUCAAGUCGCUGGCCGGUCCGAAAGAAGAUGGCAACUUUGACCAACGGGCAGGUGGACGCCGCGGUGCACGGUGUCGGUGCACAUGUCGGGGUCGGGGUGGUCUCCGCCAGCACCAACGGGCUAGUGAACGGAUUAAGCCACAAUCACAGCCCGGCGGGCUGUCCGGCCACCAUCCCCAUGAAAGAUCACGAUGCCAUCAAACUCUUCAUCGGUCAGAUCCCUCGCAACCUGGACGAGAAGGACCUGCGACCCCUCUUCGAGGAGUUUGGCAAGAUCUACGAGCUCACGGUGCUCAAGGACCGCUUCACGGGCAUGCACAAAGGCUGUGCCUUCCUCACCUACUGUGCCAGGGAGUCAGCACUGAAAGCCCAGAAUGCAUUGCACGAGCAGAAGACCCUGCCAGGGAUGAACAGACCAAUCCAAGUGAAGCCAGCAGACAGCGAGAGUCGAGGAGAAGACAGAAAGCUCUUUGUGGGCAUGCUCAACAAGCAACAGUCCGAAGAUGACGUGCGGCGCCUUUUCGAGUCCUUCGGCGGAAUUGAGGAGUGCACCAUCCUGCGAGGUCCGGAUGGCAACAGCAAAGGCUGCGCAUUUGUAAAAUACUCGUCACACGCUGAAGCUCAGGCGGCCAUCAGUGCACUACACGGCAGCCAGACGAUGCCUGGAGCCUCAUCCAGUCUGGUGGUAAAGUUCGCAGACACAGAUAAGGAGCGCACCAUUCGCCGCAUGCAGCAGAUGGCUGGUCAGAUGGGCAUCUUCAACCCUAUGGCCCUGCAGUUUGGAGCCUACGGAGCCUACGCUCAGGUGCAGCAGCAGGCUGCAUUGAUGGCAUCUGUUGGCCAGGGGGGCUACCUCAGUCCGAUGGCCGCUUUUGCUGCCCAGAUGCAGCACAUGGCCACCAUCAACGGCCUCCCCGGUGCACCGCUCACGCCCACGUCAGGCGGUAGCACUCCUCCAGGCAUCAGCGCCCCCACAGUGACCAGCAUUCCUUCUCCUAUUAGUGUCAAUGGUUUUACUAGCAUGCCGCCCCCUCAAGCAAAUGGACAGCCACCUGCAGAGGCUGUCUUCACCAAUGGGAUACACCAUUACCCUGUAUUGCAAGAAGUGGUUUUUAGGGAGGACUCUGAGAAAAAUGGCCUGGGUGUAGCUCCAAGGAGUUGUUUUGGAGUUCAGGGUGGCUGCUUUCUCUCUUCUCUAUCUGAAGCUCAAAGUCCCACUGCAGCUGAUCCUCUCCAGCAGGCGUACACGGGAGUUCAGCAGUAUGCAGCAGCCUACCCAGCCGCAUACGGCCAGAUCAGCCAGGCCUUCCCCCACCCUCCAACCAUUAUUCCACAGCAGCAACGAGAAGGACCAGAGGGUUGUAACCUGUUCAUCUACCACCUCCCUCAGGAGUUUGGAGAUGGCGAACUGAUGCAGAUGUUCCUGCCAUUCGGUAAUGUCAUCUCCUCCAAAGUGUUUGUGGAUCGAGCGACAAACCAAAGUAAAUGCUUUGGCUUCGUAAGCUUCGAUAACCCAGGCAGUGCCCAAGCUGCCAUCCAGUCAAUGAACGGCUUCCAGAUCGGCAUGAAAAGACUUAAAGUACAGCUGAAGAGGCCAAAAGAUGCAAACCGCCCUUACUAGCCCCGGCCCAUGCCAGCCGCUGCCAUCCUUGGCGGCCGGGGUAGCUGUCGCACAUGGAGAAGACAGGUUUUGUAGAGCUGAAUUAUAUGUUGACUAUUUGCGACCCACUGUCGAAUGCAAACUCAGCAUCUGGAACACUGGGGCUGCUUCAGAAGAAGAGGACAUCGAGGCAGAGAGAAAGCUCCUGUAUGUCAGUUUUGGAAAAUUCCUUUUGGAUGUACUAAAAACUUUGGAACUCAGUGAGAAUUUGUACCACCUCGGUUUGCCCUUGGACCUCGUCUUCAGCACAUACAGAAUACACACACAUCCUUCCACUCAGAACCCUGCUUGAAUGACAGCUACCUUUUUGGACCACAAUAACUUUUACUUGAACAAUGCUGGGGGGAAAGUAAAAGACAAAACAAAAACAAACAACAACAAAAAAACUGAUCAACCCCAAUAAACUCUUAAAGAGAACAAAGGCUGUCAAAAGUCCAACAAGAACAAAACAAACUUUUUAGGAACUGAAAAGAGGAUUGCUGAAGGAGGUGUUUUUUGUCCAGUUUGUGUUUGGGCCAAUUGACGUGAUACGCAAAGGAACAAAUUCCAGAAGAGAGACCGUAAGUAGGGAUUGUGAAAUUUUCAGGACAAAAAUUGGCUUGGAUUUGGGAUGACUGUCUUUAGCUUUGGAGUGCCUGUCCAUUUCCAGGGGAUACCAUUGCCAAGGAGAACCAUAGCAACGGUCUCCAGGGAGUCCUACCUGUCAUUCCUUAGUUGUUUUAGGGACCAAAAGACCAAACAUUUUUAUUGCUGAGGACUUGUAGCUCUAAUAUACUUGGACCACUGCAUCUCUUUCAGUCAGUGUCAACUGGCUCAAGAGUUGUACUAAAAAAUAAGUGUACGACUAAUAUAUAUACAUACACACAAAAACAAACAACACCUGUGUAUAUAUACAUAUUUAUUGCCGUUAGCUUUUGGAAUACAGGCAAAACUAUUUCAGACGACCAAAAUGAGGUCUUUCACUUUGUUAGUUUACAAUCACUCAAAAUGUUUUUUUUUCUAAUCAUUUUGUCUUGGGAGGGAUGGAGAGUGCAUGGGAGGGGCUGCUCCGCAUCACAGCCUUAUCUUUUUUAACUUAACAUCCUAACCUCAUAGAUAGAGUAACAUCAGAAAACCUUUGAGCUAUAUGAACUUUAUAUUUGCAGUACAUAAAUGUGUAUAACAAGCAUUGAAGAAAAUGUAUUCAUAUAUACACCAUAUAUGGAUUAACAGAUAUUAAUCACGAGCAAAUACAUAUGUACUUAUAUGCACAUAUUUGAUAUAUGUGUGUGUGUAUAUAGAUCAGCUUCUGACUAUGUUGAGCUGUAAUUGUUAUUUACAGUAUUUUAACGUGGGGUAAGAUUUUAGCUGGAGCUUGAAACAUUGCUCUGCUUGGGAUGAAUCGCAAAUCUGGCAGCUGCCAAAAACUGCAGGCAUUCCUUUUUCUGAUUACCUAUAUGCCGACAUCCAGUAUACAGCACUGCUAAUGGAUACAUACAGUAUGUGGGACUGCACAUAAUGGUGUAAAUAGUUUCUGAAAAUGCAAAAAAAAAGCCACAUCUCAGUAGCAGGCUUCAAGAAAAAUCAGGCAGAAGUAUUCAAGAGGAAAAGGACAAUUAUCUUCGACUCUAUUCCAAACAUAUCUUAUGCUUUGCACGCGCGAGCACAACGCCCCACACAAAACUUCUUUUUGAAACUUCAACCAAAAUGAAUAUGUCUUGCAAACCUUGCUCUCUCCUGCAUUCAGUAUUUAAAAAAAGUGCAUGUAGCGUAUGGGCUUGUCACCAUGUCAGGGUGUGCCUUGUCACCUGCGGAAUCUGCCAUCAAAACACUGUGCUCUCCCCAAAAUGAAAAGAAUAAAUAUCACACACAUUUCUGCAAGCAGCCAGCGCAAUAUUAUGAUGUCAAAACUCCAGCCAGUUCCAUAUCAGUUGUCAACUGUGUAGAGAGGUUCAGUGCAUGUCCACAGUUGAUGUCUUUGAGCUUUUAAAAUGUAUGUAUACGCACACUUCACGCUUCAGAUAAAAAGUGUGCAUUAUCAAACUUUCCAGCCCAGAUACUAUCAAAGCUGCUGCCAAGGCACCUGUGACGAAGUCAAAAAUGGGCUUAAUGCGAGUUUAUAAGUGUAGACAAUAAAUGGCUUUCAGUAGUUAAGCAGGAACAAUGCUCGGCAUGAAGCAUAUCCUUUAGUGCAGAGGUCCCUUACAGAUCAAUACACAUCCAUUGUGCUAUUACAAUUAAAAAGGUACAAACUGUUAAAGGGAACCACGGAGUUACAGACAUGUAGGCUCUAAUAAGCCACAAUUGUUCUCCGUUACUAAAAUAUGUCAUUCAAAACACAUAAAAUAUUGCCACUGAUUCAAAACUAUCAUUUUUAGUCCAGGUUUUGACCUACAGAUGGCGCCAUGUUUUAUGCGCGCAAUGGACGCUCGGAGUGAUGACGUAGUUUGUCACUGUCACUAGACGAACACUACCGGUGUUCUGCAAUUGAUUCAUACACGGUGAGACGUCCAAGACAUGCGCACAUCGGUUAAAAGCGGCAAGUACUUACUAUCUGUGUUUUUAAUGAGUCUUUUAUUACCUUUUCAUUGCCUCAAGAUACUUUUUGCAUGUGUUUCCCUCUCAUAAUUUUAAGCAUUGUGUUUUUUUGGGGGAGCUUUAAAGCAGAUUGUUGAUCUGUUGACCACAUUAGUUACGUGGUAUAUUUAAACCACCUUUAUUUGAUAAUACUACGUUUAAGUAGCCUGGUACACCAGACUCCCCGCUGUUCCAGCUAUUGAGUCUGGCCACCAUUCAGCGGAUAAAAUUCCAAGGCGGAGCAAGCUACAGCAAACAGACAGCGGAGUGCACUAAUCAGCGACGGGCGGACAUGACGUUAGUAAAGCGACGAGGGACUUGCACGCCGAAGUAAACAUACGAAGAGAGCUGAGUAUAUUCAACAUGGCUAGCGCGAGACAGAUUAUUGUCAAUGACUUGUGUCGAUGUGUUUUUGGUAAUCUAUAACUGAUUUUACCGUGGAUUGAAACAUAUUCUCAGCUCUCGUGUUCGCCAUCUGUGUUGUUGUGGAGACGACUUCCGACGCGGAAGAGUGACGUUGCUCGUUAAGAACACGUCACGCAAAUAAACGAAUCUGAUUGGACGGUUGAUUUUGUUCUUGCUCGAGAGCCGUUAAUGGGCUGGGUCCCAGACUAUUCUUACAGUGUUUGAAAAAUACAGGGAGAACAGUCUGGCCAUGCCAGGCAAACGUUUAAGUAUUUUCUUUAGGCAUUAUUAGCAUGUUCUGGCUGUAUGCAUCGAAACAAAAUAAGCUCAAAGUCCAAGGUAGUACUUUGGGCGUCAAAUUCGCCCCUUGUAGACGUUUCGUUGGUGUAGCACAUUUUGGCAGAACACCGUUUUUUUUCCCCCCACACUCUCCUCACGUCUCAUCCCGUCUUUCCUGUUCGUUUUGCUUUUGCUGCUCGUUUUGUGAUAUAUCCAUAGUGCUGUCAUGCUCAUUCAUGUUCCUAUCUUGUUCAAAUUAACAGGGCUGAACAGAUGACAUGUUUAUGUCGCUAGAGUCAUACUCUGGAAACCCGGCAGCGUGACCCAGUGACGUCACCGCUAAAGGAAUGCGAAAUUUCCGAGUAAACAUCAUGCUCAACUCUUGCAGCUAGAUAAAAAACUAAUAAUACCUGACUGCUGCAGACAGCCGCUACAAACUACGCUCACAUAAUGCUACGUUAGAUAUCACAUGUAUAUAGAACUAGAUGUGACAUGACAGGCUCGGUGGCAUUAGCACAUGUAGAGAAAACUAGUUGCAGAAUGUCAGAAUCGCCGGCGUUGGUAAACAGCCGCCAUCUUAAAGCAGUAGACUUCGCUGGAAGGCUGUUUUUUUUUUUUUUUUUUUUUUUUUACUUAUUUACUAAUUAAAUACUCCUAAUUCGGCAAAAUCUUGACUUGUAUCUAUCUUUAAAUGAUGAAACAGUUUUAAAAGUUUCCCAUGUUGAAAGUAGAUAGAAGGGAAAUUAUGGAAUAACGGGAGCAAUUUUAACAACUUUAAUGGUUGAUUCACAACAUUAAAUAAUUGAAUGUAGUUUUAAACUGCUGAUACAGAAUGGGGACUUGAGUAUUUUAUUUACGGGUUUAACUGUUAACUUGAUACUGAAAUAGUAGUUUAUUUAAGCCUGAGAGGAUUUUUGAAUAAUUUUUGUAACUAAUGUACGAAACAUUAAAAGCAGCUAAUAGCUGGGGGGAGGGUGCAUCAAUAAUGGAUUUAUAAUCGAAUCGUAGCUUCUGUAUCGUAAUCGAAUCAUUAGGUGCCCCAAGAUUCCCACCUCUAGUCACUGCCCUGCGACGUCAACAACGACCUACUAGUUCAACUAAUUUUAAAAAUUGUAUAAAAAAGAAAACAUCAAGAGGGGUUUUAAUAUCAAAUUAUUUUAACUCAUAAUAACGUUUAUCUUUUAAGAACUUCAAGUCUUUCCAUCCGUGGUUCCCUUUAAUCACCAAUCAAUGAAACUAGUGAGAUUGUAGUAAUGACAACUUAUAGUUGGAACUUUUUUAAUGGGGACAGUCAGGGGGAGAAAAGCGGUGACAAUUCUAAGGGCCCUUGACUGUCAGAAUAGUAUUUUCACUCUGUGCCAUAUUUGCUUUAAAGGUGCCCCUUUUGGCUUUUUUUCUUAAAAAAAACUCUGGUAUGAGAAACCUUUCUAAAAUUAUUCUUCAAAAAGCUGUAUAUUUGAAAAUGUACCCACACUAAUAGCCCUUUCGUUUAUUUGAAAAAAAAAAGUUUCUGGUUAUUCUUAUUUUACUCUGGAAGCAGUUCAUAUAUUAACUAAUUGGGUGUUAUUGACGGCGAUAGAAAUCCAAUCCAUUUGAACAGGGAGAACCCAGCUAAAGGCAGUGAGCGGAAAAAUAUUUUGACUUCCGAGGAUGCCUGUGCACGGUGCACGCAUAAUAUCGUCCCGAGCAUGGCAAACAUUGCUAACACCAUUGUGACCAGCACUAACAGCUUAAAAUCAACUGAAUGUGUGGUGAACCUGCUUUGACUGCAAUGCAAAAAAAAAGAUAUGGUCUCGACUUGGAUUUGUUUGAGUUACAGGUGAUUUAUCUUCAUUCGCCCACAACUGUAAGCUACAAGUUUACAUAAGGAAAAAAAAGUCCACUGAAUUUAAAUGCCGUCAGAAAGAGAAGUCUGAAUAUAAAUAUAUAUAUAUAGAUAUGUAAACAUGAACUGAUGAAUAUACUGUAAAUGUUUUCUUUUUUUGCUCUGUUCUCCUCUGUACAUAGGUUUGCAUAUUUUAUAGGACUUUUACUUCUAUCUACAAGGACUGGAUAAAGUACUUUAAAUACUCAAAAAAAUAUAUAUAUGAAUGAAAACAUGAUAAUGCUCAUUAAAACCAGGUACACAAAAAAGUUGCUAGGAUACAGUGCGAAAUGUAGGACCUGACCAAGGCAUUUAUCCAGAAAACAGUCAGGGAGAGCAUUGACCUCAGUUAGAGCUUAGACACGCGUUGACCUAUUUUAUAACAGAAAUACUUUGAUAGGUUCUAUUCAUUUCUGUAUUUAUUUAGAAGUCAUGUCUGAGAUGAUAUGCAUGCUUUCAUGGCAUUAUUUUUCUAUGAGUUGGUACGUGACCAAAUAGUUUUUAUAUGACAUGCAUGGGCCACUGUUGUGGUCCGCAGAUGAUCAUUGUUCCUGUCUUAAGGAUCAUGCCUUCAGCACUUCUUAGAUGGAGAAAACAGCUCCUAUUGACCAAGUGAUGUCAAAGACAGAUUUUAAUAUUUGCUUAUCUGUAUUUAUUUGUCAAUGUAUAUUUAUUUAUUUAUGUAUUUAUUUAUGCCGUUUGACUCAAGAUCUGAGCUCUAUUAUUGCCACCGAGGGGUCUUGCUUAAAAGUGCCACUUUGUAUCACCAUCACAUUACCUCUUCACAUGUUGGAAAUCUCAAAAACAAUUCUGACAAUUCAAUUUCCUCUUUCUGAUAAACAUUUGAAAGCAGUCAGCAACUGUUUCUAAGCCUUUGUACAUUUCUGUUCAUAACUUGUUCAAGCUAGUUGGUUUAAGGGGAACUACGAUGAUUUAGACUACUUAUGCAGUAUAUUGUAAAUAAUAGGACAGUAUCAUGCAUAUCAAACCUGGUUUUCCAGCGUACCCAAAUUUAAAAAAAAAAAAAAAAAAAACUAAAAUACAAUAGAA
This is a messenger RNA of Corythoichthys intestinalis (scribbled pipefish), 8220 nucleotides long. RefSeq names its product CUGBP, Elav-like family member 4 (gene celf4). NCBI's taxonomy places the organism in Eukaryota, Metazoa, Chordata, Actinopteri, Syngnathiformes, Syngnathidae. Gene Ontology annotation, molecular function: mRNA binding. The transcript has 14 exons. The coding region runs from base 435 to 2027 and encodes 530 amino acids. Gene Ontology annotation, biological process: mRNA splice site recognition; regulation of alternative mRNA splicing, via spliceosome. Gene Ontology annotation, cellular component: cytoplasm; ribonucleoprotein complex; nucleus. The record is from RefSeq and is a predicted model, not a curated record.